AUGUUAAAAUCUAUUAUAACUAAGUCCUUUACAGCAAAAAACAACAUUGCAAGAAUGACUAGUAUUCAUAGUGCCUAUAAAGAGGAAAUCCAUGAUGUGCCGAUGUCCGUGAUUACAAGGCCUUUCAUUCCGGAACUCGAUGAAAGUAAGGUGCAAUCACUUAUGGAUACGAUCCAGAAAGAAGAAGAGGCUGGCAAUGUUCCGCCGAUAGAUGUUUUGUGGGUCAAAGGCUACGAAGGCGGAAACUAUUAUUACAGUUUCGGCGGCUGCCAUCGCUUUGCGGCGUACAAGAGGCUAAACAGGCCAACGAUACCCGCGAAGCUUAUCAAAUCCACUGUAUCCGAUCUACGGACGUACCUUGGCAACAGUACACCGGACCUGAAG
This is a messenger RNA of Iphiclides podalirius (scarce swallowtail), 384 nucleotides long. NCBI's taxonomy places the organism in Eukaryota, Metazoa, Arthropoda, Insecta, Lepidoptera, Papilionidae. The record is from the annotation of a GenBank genome assembly.